AAAAAAUAAUUGGUCUCCAAUUUUGAGUGGUUAUAUAUGCCUGUGUUCUAUCAACGCAGACUUUCCAGUCCUUGAGCUGCUGCAUCUUGGACUAAGCUUUUUCAUGCAAUCAAGCCUCAUAAUCUCACCAAACCCUUCCUUCUGAGUCGCCGGAACUUCACCGAGCUGUGUCACAACACAGCUCUCCCAGCGUUCUCCCAAACACUUCAAAACAUGUCGGUCGCUAACGCCGACACACCUCCGGCCCUAUCGGAGGCCUCGACGGUCGGGGACACGCACGCCCCCGACGUCGAGAAGAGCAGCAGCCCAACCGACAGGGCUCGCUGGGUGGCUAACCCACCGGAGCCGCCUGGUCUAUGGCGCGAGCUUGUAGAUUCUCUCCGAGACACCGUCUUUCCCGAUCCGACCAAGCUUCUGAUCUCCAUCAAGAAGAAGACCGGAACUCCGCUGGUUGCUUCCGUUUUCCAGGCCUUCUUCCCAAUCCUCUCCUGGGGUCGGAACUAUAGCGCUAUCAAGUUCAAAAACGACGUCUUGGCCGGUUUGACUCUUGCCAGCCUGUGCAUUCCACAGAGUAUUGGGUAUGCAACUUUGGCGAAGCUUGAACCACAAUAUGGCCUGUAUACGAGCAUUGUGCCGCCGCUUGUUUACGCCGUUUUGGGAAGUUCAAGGGAAAUAGCCAUCGGUCCGGUGGCCAUAGUUUCUCUGCUUCUGCCGGCGAUGAUCCAGAAUCUCCAACAUCCCGCCGCCACCGCCGAUCCCGUUUCUUACACAACCCUUGUCCUCACCGCCACUUUCUUCGCCGGAAUCUUUCAAGCCUCCUUCGGACUCCUCCGGUCUCUCUCUUAUACUUCUUUUUCUUCCAAAAAUUCUUUCUUUCCCUUAUUAAUCGUGAUGGCGAUCACGGUGAUGGUGUCGCUGGAGCUGUUCACAAAGCUGCUCUACUUCACUCCUAACGCCAUUCUCGCUUCCAUUAUUCUCUCCGCUCUUCCAGGCCUCGUCGAUCUCCACGAAGCUUACAAUAUUUGGAAGAUCGAUAAGCUCGAUUUCUUCGCCCUCCUUGGAGCUUUCGUCGGAGUCCUGUUUUUUUCCGUCGAAAUCGGCCUCCUGCUUUCGAUUGUGAUAUCAUUUGCGAAGAUAAUAGUGAUCUCGAUCAAACCUGGGGCAGAGAUUUUGGGGAAAGUUCCUGGAACUGAUAACUUCUGUGAUGUUCAUCAAUAUCCAAUGGCUGUGAAUACUCCUGGAGUUUUCAUUGUUCGUGUUAAAUCUGGCUUGCUUUGCUUUGCCAAUGCCAACUUCGUCAAACAUAGAAUUCAGAGGUACAUCAGCAGCCAAGAAGAUGCCUCAACAAAGAGACCCAUUCACUUCAUAGUCAUUGAUCUCUCCAAUUUGAUGAACAUUGACACUUCAGGAAUUGCUUCUCUAGAAGAACUGCACAAAAGUUUGGCCGCCACUGGAAUAGAGUUGGCCAUUGCAAAUCCAAAAUGGCAAGUGAUUCACAAGCUAAAGGUAGCAAAUUUUGUUGCCAAGCUCAAGGGGAGGGUGUUCUUGAGUGUUGGGGAAGCUGUGGAUUCAUGCCUUUCAGCUAAAAUGGGAGACAUCUAAAAGCACCAAACCCAAGUAACUGAAAAAUAGAAUAAAAAAACACCCUUUUCUCAAUGCCAAUGUGUAAUAAAUCAUAAAAUUACCAAUGCUACUACUCAUGUUUUGUUGUCACUCUUUGUUUCUUUUGAUGUGUGUGGAUUAUAAUUAAUCCUAUGUUGAUGCUCCAUGGAGCCAAAGAAACAAAUGGGUUAUCACCAAUUGAACCCAAUUGUUUUCCCUUAUGGUAUUGUAUGUAUGAUGUGUGUGUGUAAAAUAUGUAUAAUAAUAAUUACUGGUUUUUAACUUGUGUGUUUCUUUGUUA
Messenger RNA from Momordica charantia (bitter melon), 1903 nucleotides. The record is from RefSeq and is a predicted model, not a curated record. NCBI's taxonomy places the organism in Eukaryota, Viridiplantae, Streptophyta, Magnoliopsida, Cucurbitales, Cucurbitaceae.